CACAUCGAGAGAGAUUGCAGAGAGAACGUCAGACUCGUCCGUGAACAUGCCUCCCUUGCCAGGAGAGACUUUGCUCCUCAACAUNNCUUUACAGAUGUGCACACCUACUUUAACCAGCCUUUGUCGAAGCCUGUUCAUCAUCGCUUUGACAAGGGCUCGUAUCUGUAUCUCUACUACAACUCGACCCAGCGUCGAGCACGUCUUGAGAUAGCCAAUUCCGCUGGUACGCCAGAUCAGGAUGCUUUCAAUGGCNNUGUAUAUCUGGAUCAUGCCAUGUUGACCAACACAUACAAGCAUCCAAACUUGUUCACCAUAGCUGUCGAAGGUGUCAAGCAUGGUGGAACUUCACCACGUCCGGCCGAUCACUCGCAUUGGCAUCUCCCUGCUUUCGGCCUUACACAUGAGCACAAGUAUCUAUACAAGAUACACACACUGGACCUCUACCUAUGGACUGCCAAUGAUGCCAUGAAGUUGCUGGAUCUGAUAAAGCGCAUCAUGCCCCAUCAACAUCUCGACAUCACCGAGGCAGCACCUCCUCCAGAGCACGAUGGCAGCAUGAGUCCAGUGGUACAACAGCUCGAGAACAUGGCUGUCCAUACCCCUCCUCAUGCCCGGGCACCGAGUACCGUGUCGAACUUGUCGAAUCAGAGUCGCCAUGGCCAUACACCUGAAGGUCAGAGGUCGGUGUCUCUACAGUCGGCUCUGGCGUCUGCACCUUCAUCGGCAGCUCAGUUGGCACCAUACAAUCCCGCGGCACCUGCAGCUCCCGAGCCGAUUGCCCACCGUGAGAAGACACCACCACCUAUAGAUGCAGGCGGUGGGACAGGACUUGCAGCUGCGGCAACACACGAGCAGCCUGGUGCUUUCACAAAAGCAGGUGCUCAGUGUCACCAAGCUAUGCCACACAACACAUUCCCUGGUCCACCGCAGCGAGCGACAAGUAUAGGCUCUUUUCCGCCUCCGCCACCUCUCGCUGCACACUCUCCACAUUCUGGCCUGCAGACGGCGCAUUCAUUUGCAGGACCUCGGAGCAUUUCACAAAGCAGUACGCCUCAGCAGCAGCAUGCUCAAGCACAAUAUGCGUCUUACCCGCAACACCAGUCGGCACACUACCCACAAUCCCCAGGCUUCCAGAUGCACACACCCUUGCAAUCACCAGGAAUCCCAAACACACCCAGCCAGCCACCCGCAUACGGUAUACACACACCUCUACAGUCAGCAGGAUUCGCGCCACAGCAAACACCUCAAUCGCCAGGAUUGCCUCUUAGUCCUCAUGGAGGCUAUUCGAAUUAUACAUAUGGAUCACAAUCGUCGCAGCCAACGUUGCCGACAGAGGCAUAUGCGGUACACAGUCUUUCCUACAGGCCGACAGAGCAGGAAGCAGCGCAUGGACACGGGCCUAAAGUAGCGGCGCAAUCACCAAAACCUGGAGGGUUUGAGGAGCGGCUGAAGAAGACGGAGAAGGGGGUGGGAAGGUUCCUGAGGAAGUUGGACCAGAAGAUGUAG
Aureobasidium uvarum is the source of this 1506-nucleotide messenger RNA. NCBI's taxonomy places the organism in Eukaryota, Fungi, Ascomycota, Dothideomycetes, Dothideales, Saccotheciaceae. The record is from the annotation of a GenBank genome assembly.